CGCCCAAGGCGAGUUAUUUAUAGGGCGAUCUGGCCUAGGCUCUUGAUUCAGCAUUUGUGUGUGGGGCUCUGCCCUAUUUAUAACCCCCAGCAGGCGCCGAGCGCAGCUCACUGUGCCCCAGACCCCCGUGCCCCCAAGGGUGCCCAUGGCCCAGGAAACCUUUGCCUUCACUUCCUCUGCCCUGCGCUCACUGUGGCUCCAGCAAGAGCUGCUGGAGCAGGAGGAUCGCCGGCGGGCCCUGGCUCGCGAGUGGGCCAUGCGCCGGUUCCUGCCCACGAGCUCACGGCCGCCCCUGACCCCUGCCCGGCGGCCCCAGUACUGCCGGGACCCCGCCGUGCACAACGCCCUGUACGCCGGGGACCUCCAGCGCAUCAAGAGCAUCUUCAAAGAUGAGGCCACCGCGAAUCUGGUCAUGGAGACGGUCAGCGAGGAGCUGGUCUGGUCGCCUGAGCAGGGGCUGUGGGUGCUGAGCCCCCGGCGGCUGCAGACGUCUCCGCUGCGCAUCGUGGCGGGCCGGGGCUACGAUGCGUGUGCGCGGCUGCUGCUGCUGCGGGGCGCUGCGGCCGAUGUGGUGGUCGGGGGUCGCGCUCCCCUGCACGACUGUGCGGCCGCGCCCCGCGCCGACUGCGCCCGCCUCCUGCUCGACUUCGGCGCCGACCCCAACGUGCUCAGCGACGACGGCUCGGCCCCGCUGCACCUCUGCACCGCGCCGGAGAGCCUCGGAUGUGCAGAGCUGCUGCUGUCGCGCGGGGCGCGGGUGGACCUAGGGACACGGGAGCGGGGGCUGACGCCGCUGCACGUGGCCGCGCAGCAGGGCCUGGUGGCCCACGUGGAGCUGUACCUGCGCCACGGCGCAGACCCCGGCCGCCGCAGCCGCCAGGGUGAGACCCCCCUGAAUGCCGCCUGUGCCGCUGCCGAGCGCCCUGAGGAUGCCGAGCGCUACUGCCAGGUGGCCGAGCGGCUGCUGGCGGCGGGUGCAGACCCUCGGGCCGCAGGCCGCAAGGCCCACACACCGCUACACAAUGCCUGCGGGAAUGGGCAGCACCGGCUGGUGCGGCUGCUGCUGUGCCACGGCGCUGAUGCCACUGUCCUCAACUGCGCCGGGUUCACUCCACUGGACUGCGCCGUCCACUCUGUCGAGGAGUACCGGCAGCAGCGCCCCGAGGAAACCAUUGCCCUGCUCCUCGACCAUGGCGCCCGCCCCGUGCAUCCCAAGAUGCUCAUGUUCUGCUGCCGGCAUCCACCAGCGCUGGAAUUGGUGCUCAAUGCCUACGACCACGUGCCGCCAGCCAAGGGCUGGGUGGGGGCCGUGUCCCCUGAGCUGUGGCAGGUAAGGGGGGGCUCAAGAGGCACAUGUUCCCCCCCACCAGCCGCCUUACCCCUCCACACCUCCGUCCAGGAGCACCAGGAGUUCUACGCCUCGGCCGCGGCAAUGGCGGGGCAGCCGCGGCGGCUGCAGCACCUGGCCCGUUGCACCCUGCGGCGACACUUGGGCGCCCGCUGCCAUGCCGCCAUCCCCGUGCUGUCACUGCCGCCCACCCUGCGCCACUACCUGCAGCUGCCCCUGCAGGGGCUCAUCUCGUGAGGGGACACAGCAUGGGGGACACGGGCUCCGUGUCCCCGUAUCCCCCCACUCUGGCACGGGGGACACAAUGAGGGGGCUCCGUGUCCCCCUUCCCGUGUCUCCUUGGUGACAAUAAAGGACACAGCAGAGGCGGCUCU
Molecule: messenger RNA, 1722 nt
Organism: Cuculus canorus (common cuckoo)
Lineage: Eukaryota; Metazoa; Chordata; Aves; Cuculiformes; Cuculidae
Gene: ASB16
Product: ankyrin repeat and SOCS box containing 16
Exons: 4
Coding region: 146-1585 (479 amino acids)
Biological process (GO): negative regulation of delayed rectifier potassium channel activity; intracellular signal transduction; neuronal action potential
Cellular component (GO): axon initial segment; synapse; membrane
Molecular function (GO): transmembrane transporter binding
Source: RefSeq, a predicted model, not a curated record